Molecule: messenger RNA, 219 nt
Organism: Phialemonium atrogriseum
Lineage: Eukaryota; Fungi; Ascomycota; Sordariomycetes; Cephalothecales; Cephalothecaceae
Product: ubiquitin-conjugating enzyme/RWD-like protein
Exons: 1
Source: RefSeq, a predicted model, not a curated record
AUUACGCCCAACAUGCCGGACAAGUCGCCCAAGGUGUUUUGGUGCGAAAAGAUCUACCACCCCAGCAUCAACCUCAAGCGCAAGGUGUGUUUCAACAUCCUGCACGAGGAUCGGAAGCCAGUGCUGAACCUAAACGCCGUCAUUGUAGCCCUGAAGUUCCUAUUCAUCAAGUCGAACGCUAGCGACUCGCUCAACAAGGAGGCCGCUGACAACCUGCGC